This is a messenger RNA of Sitodiplosis mosellana (orange wheat blossom midge), 5835 nucleotides long. It is a transcript of the gene Cont, whose product is annotated as contactin. Gene Ontology annotation, biological process: cell-cell adhesion. Gene Ontology annotation, molecular function: protein binding. The record is from RefSeq and is a predicted model, not a curated record. The transcript is spliced from 7 exons. NCBI's taxonomy places the organism in Eukaryota, Metazoa, Arthropoda, Insecta, Diptera, Cecidomyiidae. The coding region runs from base 357 to 4484 and encodes 1375 amino acids.
ACGGCGACGACAGCGCCCACCGGUGACUCACAUUCAAAUCACACCAAACCAAAUUCACAUUCAGUCGUCUAUGACAGCGAACGUAACAAUAGUAUAGAGUGUUGAUUGUACGCGACUGAAUUCUCUCUCCCCCUUGUUAUACACAGACAUACGCUCUGUUAUAAUUUUUCAUUCAUUUUUUUAAUUUGUUUUUUGUUUUAAGUAUAAGAGUGGAUCGCGUUUUGUUGGUGGUUUUCUUUUAUCUUCGUUAAAAUCCUGUGUGUUAAAUAAAAAGCAAUUGCAUUUAUGUGUGCAUUUUCAUCCGAAAAAUCAAAAUUAAUGUUCGAAUGAGGUAAUGAAAUUCCAAUAACAAAACAAUGACUAAUACGAUGUUAUUGGCUGGAAUUUGUCUACUGCUAUUAGCAUCAAAAUGUACGACGACGGCACAGUUUAGUGGUGCUGCUCCUAAUGACACAACAUUAGAGCGUCUCGGUCAGCCAUUAGCACAAUAUGGUACUGGUAAUUAUGGGAAUUAUGGUGGCAAUGGUGGCUACGGUGAUUCGAAUUAUGAUCCAUAUGCAACGCGUUCACCGUUCGGCUAUGGAACAUCGAACGAUAUAACCGGACUCAAUACGAAUCCAUUUUACGAUCCAACCAACCCGUUGAAUACGGCACCAGGUCGUAAUACCUAUGACUCGAAUUACAAUGCAUUCGGUGGCACAGGUGGUACGAAUAACUUUAAUGGCAUGGGUGGAACAUUUGGUGUCGGUGGAUAUGGUGGCAUAAAUGCAGGACUCGAUGGCAUCGAUGAGAAUAGUUUUUGUCCUGAAUUUUGGAUUGCAUACCGCAGCUCAUGUUUGCGUUUCAUCAAAUCACCGAAACGCAAUUGGUAUGACGCGAAGAAAAUUUGCCAAGCAUAUCGUGGUGAUCUGGUCAAUGUGGACAAUGUGGAAAAACAUUCGUUCAUUUUGAAGCAUUUGAUUGUUCAAGACCAAAAGCAGAAUCGUUACUAUGUGUCGGCACGGCAAGUGGCACCAAACAGUUGGUCGAAUGAUGAUGGAUCGGCUUUGGUAACGGUUGACGAUGGCUUUGCCUAUGAAGAGACCGAUUUUGAUAUUGAUACAUUGCAAGAGAAUUUACAAGACACAAAUCGAUACUACAAUCGCUUCGAUCCAAUCCUUCGCAAAGACCAAAAUCCAUUGUACAACAUGGAGAAGACUCGAUUGGUGUACGGAUAUUCACGCAUCAAAGAUCGAUGGCUUUUCAUUCCCGUCUAUGAAUUCGAACAACAUCUCUUCAUUUGCGAAUCGCAUCAACUCUACAAUCCAAAUAAUAUCAACAUCAAACAGGAUGAUCAUCGUGGUUUUGAUUAUGGCAUUGAAAUUACCACGGAAUUUGCGAAAAUUCCACGUGGACCAUACUUUGUGAAUCAACCGAAUGAAACCACCUUCGAUACGGGCAAACGAAAGAUUCGAAAUGAUGUGACGCUGAACUGUUUGGCAUGGGGUUAUCCGACACCAAUCUACAGCUGGUACAAAGAAGAGUACGUCAAUGACAAUUUAACCUUCCAUAAAAUCGACCCAUUGACCGAUAGUCGUUACACGAUUAGCGGCGGCAAUUUAAUCAUCUACGAUCCAGAUCAAACGAGAGACCAAGGCACUUAUCAUUGCAUUGCCGAAAAUAAAUUUGGUCGCAUUCGUUCCGAAAGUGUAGCGCUCAAUUUUGGCUACAUUAUGGAAUUUAAUUUGAAGCGGUCCGGUGAAGCGGGCAAAUCUAACUGGGGUCAUGCACUGUUCUGUGAUCCUCCACAACAUUACCCUGGCGUUCAGUAUUACUGGUCGCGUGAUUUCUUCCCAAAUUUCGUGCAAGAAGAUCAACGUGUCUUCGUGAGUCACGAUGGUGCCUUAUAUUUUUCCGCUUUGGAAAUUAUUGAUCGUGCAAAUUAUUCGUGUACCGUUCAAAGUUUAGUCAGUUCAACGGGUCGAAACGGUCCAUAUUUCCCGCUUCGUGUGAACCCACAUCCAAAUUAUCAAGAUUUAAUUUUUGCCAAUUCAUUCCCAAAAGUGUUUCCCGCAUCGCCAACAGCUGGCCAAGAGAUUCGAUUGGAAUGUAUGGCCUUUGGUUAUCCGGUUCCCAAAUACAAUUGGACUCGUAAAGACGGUGGUUUACCACGCCGUGCCUAUCAAAUCAAUUACAAUCGUGUAUUAAUCAUUCCAAAUGCAACGCUCAACGAUAAUGGCGAAUACAUUUGCUCGACAUUCAACGAUCGCAAAGCCAUUCAAAAGUCAAUCGUACUUAAUAUUCAAAUGCAACCGAAUUUCACCAUUCCGUUGCGCGACAAAAUCAAGGAUUUUAAGAGUGAGGUGAGUUUCAUUUGUGAAGCAAAUGCCAUACCAGAUGUGAAUUAUACGUGGUAUAAAAAUGCCGAGCUUAUGGAACGGGAUAAAUUGGAUCGUGAUAAAUAUGUGAUACAAGACAAUGUGCUGACGAUUAAAUUCCUGGAUCCGGAGAAGGACGACGGGAUGUAUCAGUGUGCGGCAAAGAAUCAACUGAAAACCGUUUAUUCAUCCGCACAGCUGAGGGUUCUGUCGAUGAAACCGUCAUUCCACAAGCGGCCACUCGAAUCGGAGAUCUAUGCAAUAUACAAUGGGAACACGACUAUAGUAUGCGAUCCAGAGGCAGCGCCCAGGCCGAAAUUCCAGUGGAAAAAAGAUGGCAGCAUUGUAGGCACUGGAGGACAUAGGCGAAUACUACCGACCGGUACACUGAUUAUAUCACCGACAUCGAGGGACGAUGAGGGCAUUUAUACUUGUGUCGCAUCGAACGAGUACGGAACGGAUGAAUCUAGGGCGAGAUUGAUCGUUUUAGAGGAGCUUCGAUUCACUCAAUUGCUUCAACCGCAAAUUGUGGCUCAAGUGCAUGACUAUCUCUACUUUCAUUGUGAUGUUAGCUAUGAUUCUGUGUUGGAUGUUGCCUUCCUCUGGAGACAUAACGGGCAGCUUGUUGUUGAAACGGAGCAAAUUAUCAUCGAGCAAAACACCUUGCAAAUCUUUAAUUUGUCACUUUUAGACGCCGGUGAAUACGAAUGUAUUGCGAAAUCAUCGGUGAAUGAAAUUGCUUCAAAGUCAAAUGUAAUUGUGCUCGGUCCACCAGGUGCACCAGGUGGUGUUAAAGUGAUUGAUAUCUUUAAAACUCGCGCUCGAUUGGAAUGGCUUGACGGAACUGACAAUGGCCGGCAAAUAUCCUACUACAACAUAUUGGGUCGUACCAACUGGAACAAAACCUGGGUUAAUGUGUCAGAAGGAGUAUUUGCCCAUGAAAUUGAUCGUUACAAUGGACGAAAACAAGCUGAAGUAAAGAACUUGACACCAUGGUCUGGCUAUGAAUUCAGUGUUUGUGCCGUAAAUGAAUUGGGAAUUGGUACACCAAGUGCACCAUCGCCACUUUACAACACACACAACGACAAGCCAUACAUAUCGCCAUAUAAUGUCGGUGGUGGUGGCGGAAAGAUCGGCGAUUUAACAAUCACAUGGACACCAUUGUUGCCGCAAGAACAGAAUGCACCUGGAAUUCAUUACAAAAUCUUCUGGCGAUUGCAUGAAACCAUCAACAAUCGAACCGAAAAUGAAUGGGCAACCGAUGUGCUAAGAGACCGUGGAAAUGUCGGUCGUGCCAUUGUGCCAAUCCCACCAAAUAUGUACUACACCAAAUACGAUGUGAAAGUUCAAGCCAUCAAUGAUGUUGGCUAUGGGCCGGAAAGUGCUUUCAAAACCAUUUAUUCAGCCGAAGAUAUGCCACAAGUGGCACCACAACAACCAGUUGCUGUCGGUUUCAAUUCGACAUGCUUCAAUGUCACAUGGAAUCCAAUCAAUCAAACUCGCGAAGCGAUCCGAGGCAAUUUGAUUGGUCAUCGUAUGAAGUACUGGAAACAGGGGCACAAGGAAGAGGAUGCCGUUUAUUAUUUGUCACGUUCGAAACGUCCAUGGGCAUUGAUUGUCGGCUUGGAACCAGAUACACAUUACUUCGUCAAAGUUAUGGCAUACAAUGCGGCCGGUGAAGGACCCGAGAGUGAACGUUAUCUGGAACGAACAUACCGAAAAGCACCACAGAAACCACCGUCGUCAGUGCAUGUGUACGGUGUCAAUCCGUCAACGGUGCGGGUUGUAUGGCGUUAUGUCGGUGUCACCAUGGAAGAAGAACCGAUCAAGGGUUACAAAGUGCGUGUUUGGGAAUCGGAUCAAGAUAUGUCAACGGCCAACGAUACAAUCAUUUUGAUUGGAAACCAACUGGAAGCCUAUGUUGAUACACUCACACCAGGAAAGGCAUACAAAAUGAGAGUGCUUGCGUUCAGCAACGGUGGUGACGGUCGUAUGUCAUCACCAACACUUCAAUUCCAAAUGGGCAACACAAACUCACGAAACAUGGCAACAAAUCUUCAUCUGAAUAAAACUAUAAUUUUCGGUCUGCUCACUCUGUUCUAUUUGAUUAAAAAGAUUCAGUACUGAAAUUCCGAGUAGCUCAAUAGCAAACAAUCCGGCCAAUUUCCACAAAAAAAAAAACUGAAUGAGGCACAUUAACAUUGUCCAUUUGUGACACUAAUUUUAUACAAAAAGAAAGCGAAUUAUCCAUUUUUUGGACAUAGUUUAUAUAUAUAGAAUCAAAAAGCAGCCAAUUACCUGUGAGUCUAGAGACCAAGUAUGGUAUGAUUAACUGAUUUAAAAAUCAAUUCCAAAAUUCUUACACGAAAUCGUUUAUUUGGCUUAUCUUAAUCAUUUGUAAUGAAACAAAGAAAAAACGAAACAUUUUUUAUUUGUUUUUCUCGUCCGUUUAAAUGUUCCGAUUUACCAUUGUAAUGUUAUUGCUUUUUUUUUUACCGAAUCUCAAAUUGAAUGUAUUCUUAAUAUAAAUGUAAUUUGUUCCGUCUGUACAAUUUAACUCGAAUGUAACCGAAGAAGAAGAAAAACAAAUACGCACGAAUCUGUUUGCGACAUUUAUCACUCGCUGAAGAUGGAAGCAUGUUCAAAGUCAAGCGAACAGUAAAUAAUGAAAAAUAAGCUAUAUAAGAAUCAAGUCGUAUCAGAUUAGAGCAAUAUGUGGUUAUGAAAGAAAAGUAUAUUUUCACUACACCGUAUUUUUUCGUCUCGUCUACAAAAAUGAAACUGGAAAACGGGUUAUCGGCAAUGGUGUGAUUGUUUUUCGCUAUGGCUAUUACAUAUCAUAGCCUAAGAGAGAGACAAAAAUUUAAAACAAAUCAAGCCAUUGAUAAACGUUUUUAGAUAUUCAAGUAUACAUUGGAAUUGUUAUAUGUAUGAAUUUGAGCUUUAAUAUAUUCUACACAAAUUCAGAUAUAAGAGCCACACUUGUUCACUAUUUUAAGGAAACUUUUAUUUUGUUUAAAGUCCACUAAACGAACGAGCCAUGAUUUAUACACAUUUUUCGUAGCAUUUCUUUUUCGUCCAAUUGAUGUAGCCAAUUUUAUUUAGGCAUUUUAAUUUUCAUUCUUUUUUUACCGUCCAAUUUUUAUGUUUGAUUUUUUUUUAGACGAAUCUAAAUUCUUUCUCAUUUUAAUAUGAUAAAUUGUUGUAAUUUUCUUUAGAAAUGAUUUCAUUUUUCUUAGCAAAAUUUAUUUUGACGAUUCAUUUCGCUUUUCAAAUUUGAUACAAGUCUUAAUGUAAGCGACUUAAGGUUAUAAAUGAACAAAAAAAAUUUAAAUUUAUAUUCAAAUCAAACGAAGAAGUAUAUUGAUACUGUCAUUCCGUCCGUAGUUUUGUAAGAUUAGAUUUUAAUAACGGCCUUGAUGUAAACAUCAUAAAAGAAUUGUACGAAUUAUACGAAUAAAAUACCAGAAACCAUGAA